AUGUCAUCAUCACUAUCUGUUCAGUUUCUUUCUCCUCCCCUGUCUUCAGCUCUCCCCUGCUGCAAGCAGACGAGGCUAGCAGCCGCCACCACCCCCCUGGCGCCGGUUUCCACGGAUGUGGAGGCGGCCAGGUUGGAGCCUAGAGUGGAGGAGAGAGAUGGGUAUUGGGUUUUGAAAGAGAAGUUUAGAGGAGGGAUUAAUGUUCAGGAGAAGGUGAAGAUUCAGAAGGAACCCAUGAAGCUUUUCAUGGAGAAUGGGAUUGAAGAGCUUGCCAAGACUUCUUUUGAGGAGCUUGAGAAGUCUAAGGAUAGUAAGGAUGAUAUCGAUGUCAGGCUCAAGUGGCUUGGCCUUUUCCACAGAAGAAAGAAUCAUUAUGGUAGAUUUAUGAUGAGACUGAAGCUACCAAAUGGAGUUACAACAAGUGUACAAACAAAAUAUCUAGCGAGUGUGAUAAGAAAAUAUGGUGAGGAUGGUUGUGCGGAUGUUACAACCAGGCAAAAUUGGCAAAUCCGGGGAGUGGUACUGCCUGAUGUGCCAGAAAUUCUAAGAGGUCUCGCUGAGGUUGGCUUGACAAGUCUGCAGAGUGGCAUGGACAAUGUGAGAAACCCAGUUGGAAAUCCUCUCGCCGGAAUCGACCCCGAAGAGAUUGUUGAUACACGACCUUACACAAACUUGUUGUCCCAAUAUAUCACUGCCAAUUCACUUGGCAAUCCUACUGUCACAAACUUGCCAAGAAAGUGGAAUGUGUGUGUGGUGGGAUCUCAUGAUCUUUUUGAGCAUCCCCACAUCAACGAUCUCGCUUACAUGCCUGCAACAAAGAACGGAAGAUUUGGAUUCAAUUUGCUUGUGGGAGGCUUCUUUAGUCCUAAACGGUGCGCAGAGGCAGUUCCUCUUGAUGCCUGGGUCUCCGCAGAUGAUGUGAUCCCACUUUGCAAAGCAGUGCUAGAGGCCUAUAGAGACCUUGGCACCAGAGGGAACCGACAGAAGACGAGAAUGAUGUGGUUGAUUGAUGAACUAGGCAUAGAAGGAUUCAGGGCAGAGGUUGCUAAAAGAAUGCCUUUCCAAGAGCUGGAGAGAGCAUCUUCUGAAGACCUGGUUCAGAAGCAAUGGGAAAGGAGAGACUACGUAGGUGUCCAUCCACAAAAACAAGAAGGUCUAAGCUACGUGGGACUUCACAUUCCAGUCGGCCGGCUCCAAGCAGACGACAUGGAUGAGCUAGCUCACGUAGCUGACAAGUAUGGCACAGGGGAACUCCGGCUCACUGUGGAGCAAAACAUAAUAAUCCCAAAUGUUGAGAACUCAAAACUUGAAGCAUUGCUUAAAGAGCCUCUUCUGAAAAACAGAUUUUCACCUGAACCUUCAAUUCUCAUGAGAGGAUUGGUGGCCUGCACUGGCAACCAGUUCUGUGGACAAGCCAUCAUUGAGACCAAGGCCAGGGCCUUGAAGGUGACUGAGGAGGUGGAGAGACACGUGGCAGUGACCCGACCGGUGAGGAUGCAUUGGACCGGGUGCCCUAACACCUGCGCGCAGGUGCAAGUGGCGGAUAUUGGUUUCAUGGGAUGCAUGGCAAGGGAUGAGAAUGGGAAGCCUUGUGAAGGGGCUGAUGUUUUCUUGGGAGGGAGGAUAGGAAGUGACUCACAUUUGGGAGAUGUUUAUAAGAAGAGUGUCCCUUGCAAGGACUUGGUACCUUUGGUUGUUGACAUUUUGGUAAAACACUUUGGAGCUGUCUCUAGAGAGAGGGAAGAAGGGGAAGAUUAA
Molecule: messenger RNA, 1758 nt
Organism: Prunus armeniaca (apricot)
Lineage: Eukaryota; Viridiplantae; Streptophyta; Magnoliopsida; Rosales; Rosaceae
Source: the annotation of a GenBank genome assembly